AGGGAGGGAGAAGUGACCUGUGGGAUAAGGCAGUAACUGUUCUGGGGUUGCAGAAGUGCUCAGAAGCUCAUCACGUACAGUGAUUCUCUCCUACUACAUAGGAAUAAUACCGUGUAGCUGAGGGAGAGUGACUCUCAUACACUACUGCAUUUGGUUCCAGAGUUUCCAUGCACAAACAGACAUUGACAGGAGGAAACCAUUGACAGCCUUGAAGACUGAGAUUUCCAGGACUAUCAGGAGUUCAGAGGAAAUAAGUUACUGCCCUGGAAUCUCAGCCAGGGAGGAGCUCAUCGCCCCCCUUCUCUUGGGAUCCCCCUUUUAUCCUGAUCUUCAGCUUGUUUUCCUCAUCUAAACUACAAGGGGGAAUUCAGGGAAUAUUGGAAGGGCGACGAGCAUGGAAGUGAACCCCAUCCCUGUUGUAACAGUGCAGACUGUCCCCUAUGAUGAUCAGAAACCAGGGAGCAAUGGAUUUAGGAAGCCAACAGCUGUAUUUGAAAGCAAGAGAAACUAUCUUCAGAACUUUAUCCAGAGUGUGCUAUCCUCUAUAGAUCUGCGGGAUCGUCAGGGAUGUACUAUGGUGGUGGGCAGCGAUGGCAGGUACUUCAGCAAGACAGCCACAGAGGUCGUUGUACAGAUGGCAGCUGCCAAUGGGAUUGGUCGCUUGGUUAUUGGUCAGAAUGGAUUGCUGUCCACUCCUGCAGUCUCCUGCAUUAUCAGAAAAAUUAAGGCAACCGGAGGAAUUAUUUUAACAGCAAGCCACAGUCCAGGAGGACCUGGUGGAGAUUUUGGGGUCAAGUUCAAUGUUGCCAAUGGAGGUCCAGCUCCAGAUGCGGUUACAGAUAAGAUUUAUCAGAUCAGUAAAACUAUUGAGGAAUAUGCUAUUUGUCCAGAACUGCGGAUUGACCUCUCAAGAGUUGGGAGACAGGAAUUUGACUUGGAGAAUAAGUUCAAACCAUUUAGAGUUGAAAUAGUGGAUUCAGUGGAGGUUUAUCUCAAUUUGCUGAGAACAAUUUUUGACUUUAAUUCUAUUAAGAGCUUGCUUACUGGUCCGAGUCAGCUGAAAAUAAGGAUUGAUGCAAUGAAUGGAGUGAUGGGUCCUUAUGUGCGAAGAAUACUCUGUGAUGAAUUAGGAGCACCUGCCAAUUCUGCAGUCAAUUGUGUCCCCUUGGAAGACUUUGGUGGGCAGUAUCCUGACCCCAACUUAACAUAUGCCAGUGGUCUCUUGGAGGCCAUGAAAGGGGGAGAGCAUGGCUUUGGAGCUGCAUUUGAUGCUGAUGGAGACAGAUACAUGAUCUUAGGCCAAAAUGGCUUUUUUGUGAACCCUUCCGAUUCCUUAGCAAUUAUUGCAGCCAACCUCUCCUGUGUGCCUUACUUUCGACAAAUGGGAGUGCGAGGUUUUGGGAGGAGUAUGCCCACUAGUACAGCCAUAGACAAGGUUGCAAAAGCAAUGAAGGUGCCUGUAUAUGAAACUCCAACUGGCUGGAAAUAUUUUGCAAACCUAAUGGAUUCUGGGCGCUGUUCAUUGUGUGGAGAAGAAAGUUUUGGCACAGGUUCAGAUCAUCUCAGAGAAAAGGAUGGACUUUGGGCUGUUUUAGUCUGGCUUUCAAUUUUGGCUGCUCGUAAGCAAAGUGUAGAAGAGAUUGUGCAUGAUCACUGGACAAAGUUUGGACGCCACUAUUACUGCAGAUUUGACUAUGAUGGUCUUGAGCCUAGGACAGCUUUAUUCAUAAUGAAAGAACUGGAGUCUACAAUAAUAGAAAAGACAUUUACCACUCAGCAGUUUGCAGUUGGAAGUCAUAUGUACAGUGUGGAGAAAACAGAUAGUUUUGAAUAUGUGGACCCUGUAGAUGGAACAGUGACAAAGAAACAGGGACUCAGGAUUCGUUUUGCAGAUGGAUCAAGGAUUAUUUUUAGACUCAGUACUUCAGGUUAUGUGGGCACAACUCUAAGAAUUUAUGCAGAAAGCUAUGAAAAAGACCCAAGCAAGCACAACAAAGAGACCCAGGUGGUGCUUGGCCCUCUCAUAGCCAUUGCUUUGAAGCUUUCCCAGAUUCAUGAACGGACCGGACGUAAGGGACCCACCGUUAUCACCUGAAUCUACCCUUCAUAUACCAAUAUGGGCCAAAGAGUGUUCAAAGAGAGAUUUAUGCAUCUUUCAAUUAUUGCCUUUAUUUUGCUGUAUAUGCUUUUCUCCUCCAAAGUGAUGUGUUUGUGUUUAUCAUGUUCACCAUUACAGUUUAAUUAAAAUAAUGUAAUUUUAUUUCAGACACCAAAAUGUAUUACAGUUUAAUCAUAUCUUUAGUUUAAUAAACUGGUGAAAUGGAAGACCUAAGGUUAUGAGUGAUAGGGCUAUUGGCACGUCUUUAUCUUUUUAUGCCAAUCUCCAGACAGACAUAAAGUGUAAUAUAAUACUCUGAACACAGAGGCUAUUGUUCAACAUGCUUGUCGCUGAAAAGUUCAUAAAUCUGUGAAUUUUAAUUUAAGGAAAAGUAUGGAAAAUAAGGCACAUGACAGAGCCAUGACCAGUAUGACAGAACCAUUUUGAACAUAUCCUAACUGAUCCUGAAGGAUCCCAUUGGCAUAUUGUCAGGCCCAUCAGGUUUACAUUGGGUUUGUGAAGGCAGAUUGUUUCUAUCAAAAAUACCAGAGCCCCGAAAGAGCAGAAACACUUGCCAUUGAGAACUGAGCCUGCAAAAAUCAUUUUAGACUAGGGACAAUUAUGAUAUCUAGAGUUGUCCAUUUCUGUUUUAUAACUGAAAAAUUAAAGGGUACCAAUACCCUAAACCUAAAAAUUUGGUCAGAAUAAUACAUCUGGCAAAUAUUCUGACUGGAUAAUCUCCAACAUACUCCAUAUACUUCAUACACUCCUGUAUCUUGCA
Bufo bufo (common toad) is the source of this 2879-nucleotide messenger RNA. It is a transcript of the gene PGM5, whose product is annotated as phosphoglucomutase 5. Bases 395 to 2095 code for a protein of 566 amino acids. Gene Ontology annotation, cellular component: sarcolemma; adherens junction; cell-substrate junction. The transcript has 11 exons. Gene Ontology annotation, biological process: striated muscle tissue development; myofibril assembly; carbohydrate metabolic process. The record is from RefSeq and is a predicted model, not a curated record. Gene Ontology annotation, molecular function: phosphoglucomutase activity. NCBI's taxonomy places the organism in Eukaryota, Metazoa, Chordata, Amphibia, Anura, Bufonidae.